CGCGUGCACGAUCCGCGCCCCCGACCUUCAGGUCCGGGCACGGAGAGUUGGAAGGGUAUCUCCGCGACUGCAGCCCCGGCAGGGUGAGGGGAUAGAGUCCGCCUUCGUGUUGCAUUGAUGCGGCUGUGGGAGUGAGGGAGGCUCCGCGGGGCGGUUGCACAUCGACAUGUACCCGGGUAGGAAGCGGAGGAAGCCGGCGCAGAGGACAGUGAAGCCAGUGUUGGCCGAUGGGGUCAAAUCCAAUCCUUCCAAGAGGCACCGUGACAGGUUAAACUGUGAACUGGAUCGCCUGGCUGGCCUGCUACCUUUCACCGAAGAUGUGACCUCGAGCUUGGAUAAACUCUCCAUCCUCCGUCUCAGUGUCAGCUACAUGCGAUCCAAAACUUUCUUCCGGGUUGCCUUGAAGAACCACAGCUGUAACAAGAUCGCCGACGGAAGCGGCAACCAUGGCAACAGGAAAGUGUUGGGAUUGGCGGACGGUGUCCUGCCAGAGGGAGAGCUUUUAUUGCAGGCUCUGAAUGGGUUUGUCCUGGUCAUCACAGCAGAUGGACUUAUUUUCUAUGUUUCCCAUACAAUUCAGGAUUAUCUGGGCUUUCACCAGACUGAUGUCAUGCACCAAAGUGUGUAUGAGCUGAUUCAUACCGAAGACCAGCAGGAAAUACGCCGAAAUCUCCACUGGGCAUUGAACCCUCCCAGCAUCAGCAAAGCAGGGGAUGCUCUAACAGGUGAGAAAGCUACCUCAACAGAUGUAAUUUGCUACAACCCUGAACAAUUACCACCAGAACAUACGUCAUUUCUCGAGAGGAAUUUUGUCUGUAGGUUUCGCUGUUUGUUGGAUAAUUCAUCUGGUUUCUUGGCUCUGAACUUUCAGGGCCGGCUGAAGUUCCUACAUGGGCAGAAUAAGAAAGCGGAGGAUGGUACUCCCAUCCCCCCUCAGCUGGCUCUGUUCGCCGUGGCAACACCUCUCCAGCCUCCGUCCAUCCUGGAGAUUCGGACCAGGAACAUGAUCUUCAGGACCAAGCAUAAACUAGACUUCACACCACUCGCCUGCGAUGCCAAGGGCAAGAUUGUUCUUGGAUAUACGGAGGCUGAGCUCCGGGCUCGAGGAACUGGAUACCAGUUUAUUCACGCGGCAGAUAUGCUUCACUGUGCGGAAAAUCAUGUCCGGAUGAUUAAAACAGGAGAGAGUGGCCUGACUGUCUUCCGACUGCUCACUAAGGACAACCGAUGGGCCUGGGUUCAAGCAAAUGCGAGGCUGGUGUACAAAAAUGGGAGACCGGAUUAUAUCAUCGCGACGCAGAGGCCCCUGGUAGAUGAAGAAGGAGGGGAGGAGCUCCGGAAACGCUCCCUCCAUCUACCGUUCACCUUCGCCACGGGAGAGGCGCUGCUCUACCAGGCUGCCUGCUCUGUCCCGGGUGUGCCUCCUGACCCUGAGGUUGCCAAAGGGAGAGGUGGCAGGGGCAGGAGGGACUCAGCUGGUAGGGCCAAGAAGGGCCAGAGGAACGUGGACCCCAGCUCCCUUCUGGGCGCCAUGAUGUGCCAGGACGAGUCCGUGUACAUUUGCCAUCCUGCGCCAGAUCCCAGGCACCCCCAGGGCAGCGAGCCCAUCGGCACAGCUGGAGGCGACUGGCAGUGGCUUGCGGGUGAUGCCAGUGAGGUGAGUCAGCAGGGGGUUAACGCCGGGCACCUCGACCCCCUGCUGUCCACAUUGGACUUCCUCGAGCCGCCUGGUGAGGACGGUUGUCUGAACAGCGAGUUGUUCAAUGCACUGGCAAACCUCGGGCUUGGUGCAGACGAGCUGCAGCUCCUCCUGUUCGAUGAGAGGACGGUGACGUUGGACACAGAUCCGGGACACAUCCCGCCGCUGAGCGACGCCUGGACAAACGGGGAAAUUCUGUCCUACGUCCACCACUCGAUUGUGAGUAAGAACGACCAGGAGCUGCCUGGAGCCCAGCGACCAUUCCCGACUCCCGGGUUUUCCCAGGCUGCGCCCGCGAGCCCUUUGACAUAUUCCCGCAAAGCCCUUGGCGAUGAGGCCCCGUAUCCCCCCCAACAUUUCCAUCGACAACAGCACUCCCUCCAAUCCAAUAACACCCCAAUAACACAGCAACAAGACCUCCUGCUGCUGACCCACCAGAGCAACCAGGCCUUGGCUCAGUGUUUCCCAGUCAGUGACGGGCAGCCUCAGGUGAGCCAGGAGGGACCCAGCCAUCAGCAGCUGAAGGGGCAUCUGCACACGCACUGCCCGUUUAAACCAAAACCCCACCAACAGCUGCCCUUGGCCGACAGCAUGCUCUCCCGUAGCCCGGCUAACACCCAGUUGUUGGAUUACCAUCGCCAGUCGGCAGUUGAUCAACCGGUGGAGGACAAACUGGAUCAUCUCCUUGGUUACGGUCAGGGCCUGACUUCUUAUCAGCAGCUGCUGUCCACAUGUCCAAGUGGGAUCACUCCAAGCACAGAUUCCCACGUGACUGGGGCACCUUGUAUGGAGUUCACGAUGAAUGACGGAACAGGCGACGAUGGCCAUUACCAUAGCUUCCUUGCCACAUCGUCCACAUAUAGUACCUUCCCAGAGAAGCAGCAGGCUCAGGAGAUACCUCUCUGCCAGUAUCAGCCACUAAAUCCUUCCAGCAACCCAUUCGUGGACCUGUGUCCAGAGCAACACACGCUCACAGUGGAUCCUUACGGAUGUUUCCCAGCUUUGAGACCUCAGGACAAUUCCCAGAAGGUGGACAUCAGCUGCCAUUUGGACAGUGGAGAGCUGGCAUUUGGUUGCGACCAUCCCAAUGGGAGCACAGUGCCCUCAGACAGACUGCAACCCGGUAUGGGCAUUCAUCAAAACCCCUCUGCAGCUGGCUAUUACCUUCAGGGACACCCAACCGGGAGGUCAGCUCAAGAUUAGCACCAGGACACAGAUUCGCAACAUGAUGGAGGCUUUCCUGUUUAAAACAAGGCAUGUUCACUUUUUGAAACAAUGCCUGCUUGGUCUUCUCAGGGUGGGUUAUGGGGAUGGGUGGGGUGGGUUUACAAACCAGUGUUUUUGUUUUGUUAAAGAUGUGUGGACUAAAGUGCUCCUAGAGUGUUAAUUAUGAAGGUCAAUAGCUUACGUUAUUCUGAUCUACUGCCCCUGUUGUAUCACCUCCUCUCUCAAUGAUUGGAAUUAGUCAGAGACAUCGAAAAGCUGGGCUGUGUUGUGUUGCACAAAGGCAUAGGAAUCUGGGAUUCCAUAGCACUGCCAUUCCGGACCAUUAACCAGCCCAUGAAUGUGUGGCAUCUGCUCAAGUAUUUCCCGCAGCGAGAUACAUGAGGAAUUGCACCCGCAUUCGUGAGCUUGCGGUGAAAUAACUGGGCUGAGUGACUGCGAAAUGGUGCCUAAGUGCACACCUUUGUUGAACAAGUCAUUGGGAAACAAAGGGGAAUUCCACCAAGACAGACAAAGACUCUCCGCUGGUAUUUCAGUGCAGUCACAUCAGAACCAUCAUGCCUCAGGAUUGACAGAACAAAGGUUGCAAAUGACCCAUCAAAGCAGUAUUUAAACCCCAGCCAACAUGAGUCCUUUGGCGCAGAGAGCUUUAUCUCAUUCUUUCUCAAAAUGUCCUGCUUAAGGAAAGGAACCUGCUGUACAAGGACGAUUCUGUAGCUUGGGCCCUUUGAGUUUUGAGAAGACGUUCUCAGAGCUGAAGUUGCAAUAUUUGGGAGAAAGCUCUAGUUGCACCACAUCUGGAGAAAUGGUGUUCAGUUCUUGGCACAAUGCCGUAAGGUGGAUACAUUAGCCUUGGGGUGGGCUAUGCAGAUUCACCAGUGAUACUGGUGCUAAAAGGGUUAAAUUACAUGCAUAGCCACUCAGACUAGGCUUAUGUUCCCUUGAGUAUACAAGCUGAAGGCUGAUGUAAUGGAAGGGUUUAAAAUGGUUAAAGGAGUUGGCUGUGUCUAUAGAUGCAUAAAACAAUUUCCUCGGGUGGGAGAGUCCAAAAGAAGAGGUUCUAACCUGAAAUUAAAGCCAGCCUCUUCAGGGACAAUGUCCAGAAGUAAUUAUUGACAGAAAGUGGAAGAGAAACACAUUGAUACAAACUCUCCAUUCCACAAGCAGUUUUUGUGAGGGUGGAAGUCAAUUAAAAAGAAAAUUCAAAACUGCAGUUUUUCAAAACUGAACAUUUUUAUGAGGCAAAGGUUGGAGGCUUAGAGAAGCAGGGGGGUUAGAUGGAAGGAGCAUGCUGAUCUAAUUGAAUGUGAAACAGACUCAAGGGACUGAAUGGCCUCCUUCUGUUUUUAAAGGAAAGUGGGGAAGUGGUCAAAUCUUGAGAGCCUGGAGGCGUCCAAGGAAUUGCCUGUUUGACUUGAAAAGGAAAAGGGAAUUGAUUGAAGUUGAUGGAGAUGAAACAUGCGAGACGAAAGAUUGAAAUAAACUUUUCCCCACAGUGAAGUGUUCGAUGAAAAGUUGUAGAACCACUUUUGAGAUCGAGAUGAAUUAUGUUUCUAAAAGGAGCGGCAGACAUAUUGACGGCCCUGUCCUCUUGUUACAAAGUAUGUGAUCAUCGGGCAGCCCAGCUGUCUAUUGGUGGGUGGGUGGGGCAUUCGCAGGCCUUUACAGAUGAAGAGGCCACCUCCACAAGCCAUCAGCUCACCAUCACUGGGUACUCACAAACCCUGAGUAGAAUCCUUGCUGGAGGCCCCAGUCAAAAAACUUUAACAAAUAUUUAGAUAAGCAUUUGGAAUAUCACAAUAUUCAAGCAUUCAGGACAAGUGCAGGAAAUUGGGAUUGGCGCACCUUUACUGGUAGUAAGGUUGAUGCAGGCUCAAUAGGCUGAAGGGCCUUUACUGUGCUGUAGGCCUUUUCCCUGGGGUGGAAGAGUCCAGAACUAGGUGUAGGGUCCCCAUACUCCUCCCUCUACCCCAGAGAAAUCCAGAUUGCUUUUGCUGUGUGGCUAAACCAUUCUUAUGAAGUGGACCAUAGGUCACAUCUUUCUAUUGAACCAAUAUUCAGAUUGAGCGAACUAUGUUCACGCAGACCAAAGUGAAUGAUCCACAUUGGUUUGUGUUAGGUGGUGUAGGGUCGCUGAUAUCUCUAAGUUUCAUUGCAUUGAGGGGCCACUCCAUCAAUAGUUACGGAGGUGAUGAAGGAUAAAACACACAAAAAACGUUUAUGGCCUCCCCUACAAAGCCUUAUUGAAUUGUCUCAGCACUGUCCUGCCCUAACCCCAUGAGAAAAAUUCCUGAAAUGUUUCUCUUGGCAUUGUCUGAUCCAUUUUUUCUUUAACAAAGUCUGAAAGCAAUCUAGUAAAAAGGUCAGGGUGUUUACUUGCAAAAUGGGCAUCACUUUUGGGAAGUGGGAUUUUUUCUUUUGCUUUGCUUGAGCGGUAACAGGAUUUAAAACAAUGAGAAUUUAUGACAUUUUUAGCUUCAGAGGCUCCUACCUUGAUUGGAUUUGAUACUGGGACAGCUAACUCUGGUUGAAUACAUCCUCAAGUGUUUUCAAUACAGUCAUUUUACCCCAUUUCCAAUAUUUUCACCACAAAUUAAGUAAAUGGAGAAGUAACUGCAGCUAUUUAUAGGCUAUGUGAUCUUUUUCUCUGGUUGUGUUUGUGACACUAUCCAAGAGAUGAUAUUUUAGUUACUUAGGAGAUUGUUGACUUGGCGGAUGGAAGCUUUACUACUAUUUGAAGGUUCAGUACAGUGAUAAAAAGUACUUCAUUUUUAGAAGGAGAGGAAAAGAUAAUCGCCUCAUCAGCAUAGAGGUGUGUUUAAAAGCUGGUGCUCUUUCAUAUACAGGCCUGCAGCCACAGAAGUGAUACUGCCACACUACCAUCAGAUUCCAGGGGAAAUUUGUAACUGAAUGAUUCAGGAAAUUCUGGUGUGGCACGGUGGCUCACUGGUCAGCACUGCUGCCUCACAGUGCCAGGGACCCGGGUUCAAUCCCGGCCUUGGG
Messenger RNA from Chiloscyllium plagiosum (whitespotted bambooshark), 5926 nucleotides. It is a transcript of the gene ahr1b, whose product is annotated as aryl hydrocarbon receptor 1b. Gene Ontology annotation, molecular function: transcription cis-regulatory region binding; protein dimerization activity; nuclear receptor activity. NCBI's taxonomy places the organism in Eukaryota, Metazoa, Chordata, Chondrichthyes, Orectolobiformes, Hemiscylliidae. Gene Ontology annotation, biological process: response to xenobiotic stimulus; xenobiotic metabolic process; regulation of transcription by RNA polymerase II. The record is from RefSeq and is a predicted model, not a curated record. Gene Ontology annotation, cellular component: nucleus; aryl hydrocarbon receptor complex.